Molecule: messenger RNA, 516 nt
Organism: Alternaria ethzedia
Lineage: Eukaryota; Fungi; Ascomycota; Dothideomycetes; Pleosporales; Pleosporaceae
Exons: 5
Coding region: 1-516 (171 amino acids)
Biological process (GO): protein peptidyl-prolyl isomerization; protein folding
Cellular component (GO): intracellular membrane-bounded organelle
Molecular function (GO): peptidyl-prolyl cis-trans isomerase activity
Source: RefSeq, a predicted model, not a curated record
AUGUCCAACCCCAAGGUUUUCUUCGACACCACCAUUGGCGGCCAGCCCGCUGGCAGGAUCGUCAUGGAGCUCUUCGCCGACCAGGUCCCCAAGACAGCUGAGAACUUCCGCGCUCUCUGCACCGGCGAGAAGGGCACUGGAAAGAGCGGCAAGCCCCUCCACUACAAGGGCUCCAGCUUCCACCGCGUCAUCCCCCAGUUCAUGCUCCAGGGUGGUGACUUCACCCGCGGCAACGGCACCGGAGGUGAGAGCAUCUACGGCGAGAAGUUCGAGGACGAGAACUUCAACCUGAGGCACACUGGCCCCGGUAUCCUCUCCAUGGCUAACGCCGGACCUGGAACCAACGGCUCCCAGUUCUUCAUCUGCACCGUCAAGACCUCCUGGUUGGACGGCAAGCACGUCGUCUUCGGCCAGGUUGUUGAGGGUCUUGAGGUCGUCCAGGCCAUCGAGAAGGUCGGCUCCCAAAACGGCUCCACUAAGCAGACCGUCACCAUUGCGGACUGCGGCCAGUUGUAG